Molecule: messenger RNA, 8172 nt
Organism: Mesoplodon densirostris (Blainville's beaked whale)
Lineage: Eukaryota; Metazoa; Chordata; Mammalia; Artiodactyla; Ziphiidae
Gene: CEP290
Product: centrosomal protein 290
Exons: 53
Coding region: 192-7616 (2474 amino acids)
Biological process (GO): camera-type eye development; kidney development
Source: RefSeq, a predicted model, not a curated record
GCGUCGCUUAGCAGCCGCCGCCGUUACUACUCACUAGAGAUCCGUUGGCGGUAUCCAGUGUCCGAUUGGAACCGCGCUGGCGAGCUGUCACGCGUGGCGGCGGGGCUCGGCUGGGUGAGUGUGGUAGCUGAGGGGCCGCCGCUGGAUGCCAGGCUUGCUUUAGAAAGUAAAGCACAGUGAAAGAAUUCAAGAUGCCACCUAAUAUAAACUGGAAAGAAAUAAGAAAAGUUGACCCAGAUGAGUUGCCUCGUCAAGAAGAAUUGGCAAAUAAUUUAUUGAUUUCCUUAUCUAAGGUGGAAGUAAAUGAGCUAAAAAGUGAAAGUCAAGAAAAUAUGAUACACCUUUUCAGAAUUACUCAGUCUCUAAUGAAGAUGAAAGCUCAAGAAGUAGAGCUAGCUUUGGAAGAAGUUGAAAAAGCUGGAGAAGAACAAGCAAAAUUUGAAAAUCAAUUAAAAACUAAAGUAAUGAAACUGGAAAAUGAACUGGAGAUGGCACAGCACUCUGCAGGUGGACGUGACACUCGCUUUUUACGUGAUGAAAUUUGCCAACUUGAAAAGCAGUUGGAACAAAAAGAUAGAGAAUUGGAAGACAUGGAAAAAGAGUUAGAGAAAGAAAAGAAAGUUAAUGAGCAAUUGGCUCUUCGAAAUGAGGAGGCAGAAAAUGAAAACAGCAAAUUAAGGAGAGAGAAUGAACAGCUUCGUCAGGAUAUUAUUGACUAUCAAAAACAAAUAGAUUCGCAAAAAGAAACACUUUUAUCAAGAAGAGGAGAAGACAGUGACUACCGAUCACAAUUGUCUAAAAAAAACUAUGAACUUGUCCAAUAUCUAGAUGAAAUUCAGACUUUAACAGAAGCUAAUGAGAAACUUGAACUUCAGAAUCAAGAAAUGAGAAAAAAUCUAGAAGAGUCUGUACAGGAAAUGGAGAAGAUGACUGAUGAAUACAAUAGGAUGAAAGCUAUUGUGCAUCAGACAGAUAAUAUAAUGGACCAGUUAAAAAAAGAAAAUGCUCAUUACCAGCUUCAAGUGCAGGAGCUUACAAAUCUUCUGAAAGCAAAAAAUGAAGAAGAUGAUCCAAUCAUGGCAGCUGUCAACGCAAAAGUAGAAGAAUGGAAGUUAAUUUUGUCUUCUAAAGAUGAUGAAAUUAUUGAGUACCAGCAAAUGUUACAUAACCUGAGGGAGAAACUGAAAAAUGCCCAGCUUGAUGCUGAUAAAAGUAAUAUUAUGGCUCUACAACAGGGUAUACAAGAACGAGAUAGUCAAAUUAAGGUGCUCACUUACCAAGUAGAUCAAUAUACAAAAGAAAUGGAAAAAAAUACUUUUAUUAUUGAAGAUUUGAAAAAUGAGCUCCAAAGAAACAAAGGAGCUUCAGCACUUUCUCAACAGACUCAUUAUAUGAAAAUUCAGUCUAAGGUUCAAAUUUUAGAAGAGAGAACUAAAGAGGCUGAGAGAACAGCUGAACUGGCUGAGGCUGAUGCUAGGGAAAAGGAUAAAGAACUAGCUGAGACUUUGAAGCGAUUAAAAGAUUAUGAAUCGGGAGUUUAUGGCUUAGAGGAUGCUGUUAUUGAAAUAAAGAAUUGUAAAAACCAAAUUAAAAUAAGAGAUGGAGAGAUUGAAGUCUUGACAAAGGAAAUCAAUAAACUUGAAUUGAAGAUCAAUGAUUUCCUUGAUGAGAAUGAGGCACUUAAAGAGCGUAUGGGCCUUGAACCAAAGACAAUGAUUGAUUUAACUGAAUUCAGAAAUAGCAAAAGUUUAAAACAGCAGCAGUACAGAGCUGAAAACCAGAUUCUUUUGAAAGAGAUUGAAAGCCUAGAGGAAGAAAGACUUGAUCUGAAGAAAAAAAUUCGUCAAAUGGCUCAAGAAAAAGGAAAAAGAACUGCAACUUCAGGAUUAACUGUUGAGGACCUGAACCUAACUGAAAACUUUUCUCAAGAGAAUAAAAUGGGAGGAAUAAAAUUUGAUUUCAUGAGCCUCAAAAGUAUGAGUGAAGCACAAUCAAAGAAUGAAUUUCUUUCAAGAGAACUAAUUGAGAAGGAAAGAGAUUUAGAAAGAAGUAGAACAAUAAUAGCCAAAUUUCAGAAUAAAUUAAAAGAAUUAGUUGAAGAAAAUAAGCAACUUGAAGAAGGCAUGAAAGAAAUAUUGCAAGCUAUUAAGGAAAUGCAGAAAGAUCCUGACGUUAAAGGAGGGGAAACAUCUGUCAUUCUUCCCAGCCUUGAACGACUAGUUAAUGCUAUAGAAUCAAAGAAUGCAGAAGGAAUAUUUGAUGCCAAUCUGCAUUUAAAAGCCCAAGUUGAUCAACUUACUGGAAGGAAUGAAGAAUUAAGACAGGAGCUCAGGGAAUCUCGGAAGGAGGCUAUAAAUUAUUCUCAGCAGUUGACAAAAGCAAAUUUAAAGAUAGAUCAUCUUGAAAAAGAGACCAGUCUUUUACGACAAUCAGAAGGAUCAAAUGUUGUGUUUAAAGGAGUAGACUUACCUGAUGGGGUAGCACCAUCUAGUGCCAAUAUCAUUAAUUCUCAGAAUGAAUAUUUAAUACAUAUCUUACAGGAACUAGAAUAUAAAGAAAAUAAGUUAAAGAAUUUAGAAGAUUCUCUUGAAGACUAUAACAGAAAAUUCGCAGUAAUUCGUCAUCAACAAAGCUUAUUAUAUAAAGAAUACCUAAGUGAAAAAGAGACCUGGAAAACAGAAUCUGAAACAAUGAAAGAGGAAAAGAGAAAACUUGAGGGUCAAAUCCAACAAGAUGCUAUAAAAAUAAAAGAAUAUAAUAAUUUGCUCAGUGCUCUUCAGAUGGAUUCAGAUGAAAUGAAAAAAACACUUUCAGAAAAUAGCAGAAAGAUCACAGUCUUACAAGUGAAUGAAAAGUCACUCAUAAGGCAAUAUACUACUUUAGUAGAAAUGGAGAGACAACUUAGAAAAGAAAAUUGGAAACAGAAGAAUGAAUUGAUAUCAGUGGAGGCUGAAGUUGGUGAAAAAAUUGGACGUUUGCAACGUUUUAAGGAAAUGGCUAUUUUCAAGAUUGCAGCACUCCAAAAAGUUAUAGAUAAUAGUGUCUCUCUGUCUGAACUAGCAUUGGCCAAUAAACAAUACAAUGAAUUGACUGCUAAGUACAGAGACAUCUUGCAAAAAGAUAAUAUGCUUGUUCAAAGAACAAAUAACUUGGAACACCUAGAGUGUGAAAAUGCAUCCCUAAAAGAACAAAUGGAGUCUGUAAGUAAAGAACUGGAGAUUACCAAGGAAAAACUUCACACUAUUGAACAAGCCUGGGAACAAGAAACUAAAUUAGGAAAUGAAUCUAACAUGGAUAAGGCAAAGAAAUCAAUAACCAAUAGUGAGAUUGUUUCUAUUUCAAAAAAAAUCACUAUGCUGGAGAUGAAGGAAUUAAAUGAAAGGCAGCGGGCUGAACAUUCUCAAAAAAUGUAUGAACAUAUGAAGACUUCAUUGAAGCAAGUGGAAGAACGUAAUUUUGAAUUGGAAACCAAAUUUGCUGAGCUUACCAAAAUCAAUUUGGAAGCACAGAAAGUGGAACAGAUGUUAAGAGAUGAAUUAGCUGAUAGUGUGAGCAAGACAGUAAGUGAUGCUGAUAGGCAACAUAUUCUAGAAUUAGAGAAGAGUGAAAUGGAACUAAAAGUUGAAGUAUCAAAACUAAAAGAGAUUUCUGACAUUGCCAAAAGGCAAGUUGAAAUUUUGAAUACGCAACAACAGUCCAGGGAUAAGGAAGUAGAGUCCAUCAGAAUGCAGCUGUUAGACUAUCAGGCACAGUCUGAUGAAAAGGCACUAAUUGCCAAGCUGCACCAACGCCUUGUCUCUCUUCAAGUUAGUGAGGCUACUGCUCUUGGUAAGUUGGAGUCCGUUACGUCUAAGCUGCAGAAGAUGGAGGCUCAUAAUUUGCGCUUAGAGCAGAAACUUGAUGAAAAAGAACAAGCUCUCUAUUCUUCCCGUUUGGAGGGGAGAAACAGAGCAACACAUCUGCGCCAAACAAUUCAGUCUCUACGACGGCAAUUUAGUGGAGCUUUACCCUUGGCACAGCAGGAAACGUUCUCCAAAACAAUGAUUCAGUUACAAAACGACAAACUGAAGAUAAUGCAAGAAAUGAAAAAUUCUCAACAAGAACAUAGAAAUAUGAAGAACAAAACACUGGAGAUGGAAUUAAAGUUAAAGGGGCUGGAAGAGUUAAUAAGCACUUUAAAGGAUGCCAGGGGAGCCCAAAAGGUAAUGAUUUGGCAUACGAAGAUAGAAGAACUCCGUCUUCAAGAGCUUAAACUCAGUCGAGAAUUAGUCAAAGAUAAAGAAGAAAUAAAAUAUUUGAAUAAUAUAAUUUCUGAAUAUGAGCAUACAAUCAGUAGUCUGGAGGAAGAUAUUGUGCAGCAGAAUAAGUUUCACGAAGAAAGACAAAUGGCUUGGGAUCAGAGAGAAGUUGAGCUAGAACGUCAACUAGAUGUUUUUGACCGUCAGCAAAAUGAAAUACUAAAUGCAGCACAGAAGUUUGAAGAGGCUACAGGAUCAAUGCCAGACCCUAGUUUGCCCCUUCCAAAUCAACUUGAGAUUGCUCUAAGAAAAAUUAAGGAGAAUAUUCGAAUAAUCCUAGAAACACAGGCAACGUGCAAAUCACUAGAAGAGAAGCUAAAAAAAAAAGAAUCUGCUUUACGGUUAGCAGAGGAAAAUAUUCUGUCAAGAGACAAAGUAAUUAAUGAACUGAGGCUUCGAUUGCCUGCCACUGCAGAACGAGAAAAGCUUAUAGCUGAGCUAGGAAGAAAAGAGGUGGAACCAAAAUCUCAUCACACAUUGAAACUUGCUCAUCAGACCAUUGCAAACAUGCAAGCAAGGUUAAAUCAAAAGGAAGAAGUGUUAAAGAAGUAUCAACAUCUUCUAGAAAAAGCCAGAGAGGAACAAAGAGAAAUUGUUAAGAAACAUGAAGAGGAACUUCAUAUUCUUCAUCAUAAAUUAGAACUACAGGCUGAUAGUUCACUCAGUAAAUUCAAAGAAACAACUUGGGAUUUAAUAAAACAGUCUCCUACUCCAGUUCCUACCAACAAGCAUUUUACUCAUUUGGCUGAGAUGGAACAGAGAGUAGCAGAACAAGAUGACUCUCUCUCCUCACUUGUGAUCAAACUAAAAAAAGUAUCUCAGGAUUUAGAGAGACAAAGAGAAGUCACUGAAUUAAAGGUCAAAGAGUUUGAAAAUAUCAAAUUACGGCUCCAAGAAAAUCAUGCAGAUGAAGUGAAACAAAUAAAAGCACAAGUAGAGGAUUUGAGGUGUCUUCUGGCCCAGUCACAAAAGGAGUCGCAGAGUUUAAAAUCUGAACUUCAGGCUCAAAAAGAAGCAAAUUCAAGAGCUCCAACAACUACAAUGAGGAAUCUAGUAGAAAGGCUGAAGAGCCAAUUAGCCUUGAAAGAGAAACAACAAAAAGCCCUUAGUCGGGCACUUUUGGAACUUCGGGCAGAAAUGACAGCAGCAGCUGAAGAACGUAUUAUUUCCACGACUUCUCAGAAAGAGGCAAAUCUCAAUGUUCAACAGAUUGUUGAUCGACAUACUAAAGAGCUAAAGUCACAAGUUGAAGAUUUAUGUGAAAAAAAUUUAAAACUUAAAGAAGCUCUUAAAACAAGUAAAAACAGAGAGAACUUACUAACUGAUAAUUUGAAUGACUUAACCAGUGAACUACAAAAAAACCAAAAAGCCUAUAAUAAAAUGCUUAGAGAGAAAGAUGGAAUUGAUCAAGAGAAUGAUGAACUGAAAAGGCAAAUUAAAAGAUUAACCAGUGGAUUACAGGGCAAAGCUCUGAUAGAUAACAAACAAAGUUUAAUUGAAGAACUCCAAAAGAAAAUUAAAAAGCUAGAAAGCCAACUGGAAAAAAAGGUGGAUGAGGUAGAAAUAAAACCUAUGAAAGAAAAGAGUGCCAGAGAAGAAGUAAUUAGGUGGGAAGAAGGUAAAAAGUGGCAAACCAAAAUAGAGGGAAUUCGAAACAGGUUAAAAGAGAAAGAGGGGGAAGUCUGUAUUCUAACAAAGCAAUUGAAUACUUUGAAGGAUCUUUUUGCCAAAGCUGAUAAAGAGAAACUUACUUUGCAGAGGAAACUAAAAACAACUGGCAUGACUGUUGAUCAUGUUAUGGAAGUGCGAGCACUGGAGUCAGAAAAAGAGUUAGAAGAAUUAAAAAAGAGAAAUCUUGACCUAGAAAAUGACAUAUCAUAUAUGAGGACCCAUCAGGCUCUUCCUCGAGAUUCUGUUAUAGAAGAUUUACGUUUACAAAAUAAAUACCUCCAAGAAAAACUUCAUGCUUUAGAAAAACAGUUUUCAAAGGAUGCAUAUUCUAAGCCUUCAACUUCAGGAAUAGAGUCAGAUGAUCAUUGUCAAAGAGAACAGGAGCUCCAGAGGGAAAACCUGAAGUUGUCAUCUGAAAAUAUUGAAUUAAAAUUUCAGCUUGAACAAGCAAAUAAAGAUUUGCCAAGAUUAAAGAAUCAGGUAAGAGAUUUGAAGGAAAUGUGUGAAUUUCUUAAGAAAGAAAAAGCAGAAGUAGAGAGGAAACUUGGCCACGUUAGAGGGUCUGGUAGAAGUGGAAAGACAAUCCCAGAACUAGAAAAAACCAUUGGUUUAAUGAAAAAAGUAGUUGAAAAAGUCCAAAGGGAAAAUGAACAGCUGAAAAAAGCAUCAGGAAUAUUAACCAGUGAAAAAGUGGCUAAUAUUGAAAUGGAAAACGAAAAAUUGAAGGCUGAACUAGAAAAACUCAAAGUUCAUCUUGGACGUCAGUUGAGCAUGCACUAUGAAUCCAAGACCAAAGGCACAGAGAAAAUUGUUGCUGAAAAUGAAAGGCUUCGUAAAGAACUUAAAAAAGAAACUGAAGCUGCAGAAAAAUUACGGAUAGCUAAGAAUAAUUUGGAGAUAUUAAAUGAGAAGAUGACAGUUCAACUAGAAGAGACUGGUAAGAGAUUACAGCUGGCAGAAAGUAGAGGUCCACAGCUUGAAGGCGCUGACAGCAAGAGAUGGAAAUCAAUUGUUAUUACAAGAAUGUAUGAAACCAAGUUGAAAGAAUUGGAAACUGAUAUUGCCCAAAAAACUAAAAGCCUUACUGAUCUUGAACAGCUUGUAAGACAAGCAACAGAGAGGGAACAAAAAGUUAAGAAAUACACGGAAGAUCUUGAGCAACAGAUUGAGAUUCUCAAACAUGUUCCUGAAGGUGAUGAAACAGAGCAAGGCCUUCAAUGGGAGCUUCAAGUUCUUAGAUUAGCUAAUAGUCAGCUGGAAAAAGAAAAAGAAGAAUUAAUCCAUCAGAUAGAAGUUAACAAAGACCAGAAUGGACCUGAAAGCACCAUAUCCGAUCCUGAUCAACUAAAGGAAAAGGUCAAAGAUCUAGAGACACAGCUCAAAACCUCAGAUCUAGAAAAGCAGUAUUUGAAGGAGGAAAUAAAAAAGCUGAAAAAAGAACUGGAAAAUUUUGAUCCUUCAUUUUUUGAAGAAAUCGAAGAUCUGAAGUAUAAUUACAAAGAAGAAGUGAAAAAAAAUAUUCUCUUAGAAGAGAAGUUAAAAAAGCUUUCUGAACAAUUUGGAGUUGAAUUAACUAGUCCUGUUGCUGCUUCUGAACAGUUUGAAGACGAAGAGGAGGAAAAUCCUGUUAAUUUCCCUAUAUACUAAGGGCCACCUCUAACUAUAGUUUUAUUUGUUUAUUAACUUUAUAAGUUAAAAUUCCAUCUGGAAGUUCCAUCUGGAAAUCAGGCAAGUCUCUGACCUACAUGAUUUCCUUCCAAUACCUUGUACCUUUACCUAAAUUGGAAUUUUUAGUAAAUAAAAUUAUAUGAAAAUUUCAACGUAUUAGAAAAGUGUAUUUUUGAAGACUUUUAGGAUAAGUUAUAUCUGUCAAAUAGGCAAUGAGCUAUGGUGAAUUCCUAUACAUUCAUAAUGUUUUAAGUUUCUUAAACAUUUAAAACUGGGGUUUUAUAUAUACUUACAUAUUCUCAAAUUAUAUAUGUGUGUAUCUAUAUAGAUAAAAAUACAUUAUGAAGUUGAGCCAUAAGUUUUCUUAAAUGUCUAGCAAUAUUAAAUUCAGCUUACACUAUUUUAUUUUUAAAGUAAAUGGUCCAGAAUUGUUGGUUUGUCUUUUAUGCUACUACCCAUGUAUAAUGGACUGAAUCCAACCUUUGUACAAGCUGAGCAGCUUGCUAUUAUAUUUUAAAUUCCAGAGGUUAAAACU